Molecule: messenger RNA, 920 nt
Organism: Lineus longissimus
Lineage: Eukaryota; Metazoa; Nemertea; Pilidiophora; Heteronemertea; Lineidae
Product: transcription initiation factor TFIID subunit 13-like
Exons: 4
Coding region: 7-378 (123 amino acids)
Biological process (GO): transcription by RNA polymerase II
Cellular component (GO): transcription factor TFIID complex
Molecular function (GO): protein heterodimerization activity
Source: RefSeq, a predicted model, not a curated record
UUCAAGAUGGCGGAAGCAGAACAGAUUUUGGAUCAGUUCGACGAAGAUGAUGUGGAAGAAGACACUCCCCUGGAGAAACGAAAGAAGUUGUUUUCUAAAGAAUUGCGCUGCAUGAUGUAUGGAUUUGGUGAUGACCAGAACCCCUACACAGAAUCUGUGGACCUGCUGGAGGAUCUUGUGAUUGAGUACAUCACUGAAACAACAAAGAAAGCUAUGGAUGUUGGACGGCCCGGUAAGAUUGCAGUCGAGGACAUUAUCUUCCUGAUACGAAAAGACCCCAAGAAAUAUUCGCGAGUGAAGGAACUUUUGAUGAUGAACGAGGAACUUCGAAAGGCCAGGAAAGCCUUUGAUGAAAUUAAAUAUGUACAGACAAAGUGAGGUGCUGUCAGAUAACCUUUGAAGGUCAUACAUGGACUGUAUUCAAUAGUGGAUGAAGUUGUCGGUCUGCUGGAAUUUGGAAAAAUAUCAGAGGGCACGCCUUUCCCCUGGUCUGUUCAUGUAAAUGGAGAAAGACCAUGAUUGGACUGAAUUCGUGUACCUUGCCUAUAUCCCAGGGAGAAUAGGAUUGAGAGGUGCAAGAUGGAAAUAGAUUCGAGUACAAAGUAGAUUGGUUCAGUACUUGCAAGUGCAAAAUAGACUGGUCCAGUACUUCUUGUGGGUACAAAAUAGACAUGCUCAAUUCUUGCGAGGGCAAGAAAAUCUGACCUGUCCCUGCCUACCUGGGCCCAGUUCCUCAAUUUACAAACACCUUGUUAACAUAUCGCUAAUUGAGCAACAGGGCCCUGAAGAAUAUUCAUAGAACAACUGUCAAACAUGUAACUUUACUGUCAGGAUUUGUGCAUCAAUUCAAAAGAAAAGUUCAUGUAAAUAUCACAGUAAUUUUAUUCACAACAAUUAUUAAAGAAAACAUCUUUUUUAAA